This is a messenger RNA of Strongylus vulgaris, 204 nucleotides long. Lineage: Eukaryota; Metazoa; Nematoda; Chromadorea; Rhabditida; Strongylidae. The record is from the annotation of a GenBank genome assembly.
UCUUUGGGACGUAUAAAAAACGAACGCCCACUAAGCGUACUUGGCAACGAGGAAAGAACUGUCUAUGAAGCCCUCUGUCGAAAUGAAGUCCCUGUGGUCGAAAUCAAGAGAUUCAAUCCCCUUGCUGUGCUUUUCAAGGAUAUCAUCAGUGAUGAGGAAGUAGAAGCGAUUCAAGAACUUGCUACACCAAAGGUGGGAAACUGA